AUGGUCCAGCUCGAAGAACUCAUCGAAGCUGCCGCAAGCAAAUACAACUUCUCAGACAGCAACGCCCAGACCAGCGGCACGCCUUCACAGGAUGGAUCGGGCGUCCCGCUGCCGGACCUGCCGCCCGAGCGCAAGGCCACGACCGGCAAGACGGCCGACGAGCUCUGGGCCGAGCUCAACAAGUCGCCCCUCUUCAUGACGGAGCUCGAGGACAACGACGACGUCGCCGCCCUGCAGGCGCUCGCCUACGAGGGGACGCCCCUCGAGAACGCCUCGGACUUCAAGGAGCGCGGCAACGAGUGCUUCCGCGAGAAGAAGUGGUCCGACGCGCGCGAGUUCUACGACAAGGGGGUCGCCAUCCUGACGGCCGAGGAGCGGCGCCGGGCCAAGGGGGAGCCGCCCCGCGCCCGGGAGCCCGAGGACCCGCCCGGCAGCGACGACGACCCGGACGAGGUCGCGCGCCAGCGCGGCGUGCUCGAGAGCACGUACGUCAACCGCGCGGCGUGCCAGCUCGAGCUGCGCAACUUCCGCUCCUGCACGCUCGACUGCGCCGCCGCGCUCAAGCUCAACCGCCGCAACGUCAAGGCGCUGUACCGCAGCGCGCGGGCCCUGCUGGCGCUGGGCCGCGCCGACGAGGCCGCCGACGCCUGCGCGCUGGGGCUCGACGCGGAGCCCGCCAACGGCGCGCUGCUGGCGCUCGCGAGGGACGUCGAGAGGAAGGCGGCCGAGGUGCGGGAGAGGCGGCGCCGGGAGGAGGAGCGCGCGGCGCGGGAGAAGCGGCGCGCGGCUUUGCUCAAGGCGGCGCUGGCGGCGCGCGCGAUCCGCACGCGCAGGACGGAGCAGCCGCCCGAGAUGGAGGACGCGCGGGUGCGGCUCGCGCCGGACGAGGACGACCCGCGCAGCACGCUCGAGUUCCCCGCCGUGCUGCUGUACCCGGCGCACCUGCAGUCCGACUUCGUCAAGGCGUUCGGCGAGGCCGAGGCGCUCGAGGCGCACCUGUCGUACAUCCUGCCCCCGCCCUGGGACGCGCGGGGGGAAUACACGCCCGCCGGCGUGGAGUGCUACAUGGAGACGGUCGCGGGGGGGCUCGUCAAGAUGGGCAAGAAGGUGCCGCUGCUGACGGUGCUGUCGGGCGGCAAGGUCGAGGUCGUGGACGACGUGGUGCGGAUCUUCGUGCUGCCCAAGGCCCGGGCCGAGGGCUGGGUGCAGGAGUUCAAGGCUAAGAAGGCGGCGGAGAAGAAGACGUGA
This is a messenger RNA of Thyridium curvatum, 1248 nucleotides long. RefSeq lists its product as uncharacterized. The transcript has a single exon. Bases 1 to 1248 code for a protein of 415 amino acids. NCBI's taxonomy places the organism in Eukaryota, Fungi, Ascomycota, Sordariomycetes, Thyridiales, Thyridiaceae. Gene Ontology annotation, molecular function: Hsp90 protein binding. Gene Ontology annotation, biological process: protein folding. The record is from RefSeq and is a predicted model, not a curated record.